CACACAAUCUCCUUCUUGUCUCACUCCCAACUCGUUUAUAUUCCAAAAGAAUUACCAAAUGGCAAGUAAUUUAGGGCUUUUGGUUCCCCUUACCCUCAUCGUCUUUAGUGUCGUCUCCCUCCCUCUCCCGUCCACCGCCAUCUCCUCCUGCAAUGACGCAUGCAAAACCCUCGACGACUGCGCUGGCCAGCUCAUCUGCAUCAACGGCAAGUGUAACGACGACCCCGAUAUUGGGUCAACAGAAUGCAGACACGGCUCUUCACCACCUCCUACGACUGACAACUGUAAGUCGUCAGGAACUCUAGUUUGUGACGGCAAAUCAUACCCGACAUACACAUGCUCUCCAGCUGUGACAUCAUCCACAAAAGCCAGCCUUACUCUCAACGAUUUCAGCCAAGGCGGGGAUGGCGGUGGCCCGUCAUAUUGUGACGGAAAUUACCAUAACAACAGCGAGCGGGUUGUGGCACUUUCCACUGGGUGGUUUAAUAAUAAGUCGAGGUGUUUUAAUAUGAUAAGAAUUACGGCAAGCAAUGGGAAGAGUGUGACGGCAAAAGUGGUUGACGAAUGUGAUUCGCGUGCUGGAUGCGAUGAGGAGCAUGGAGGUCAACCGCCGUGUCAGAACAACAUUGUUGAUGGAUCUUCGGCUGUGUGGGACGCUUUGGGACUGAACAAAGAUUUGGGCGUUGUGCCUGUUACUUGGUCCAUGGCCUAGUUAUAGUUACCAUUAUAGAACUUAAUAAAAUAAAGGGUUCUUUAUAUAUAA
Messenger RNA from Pyrus x bretschneideri (Chinese white pear), 763 nucleotides. RefSeq names its product kiwellin-like. Lineage: Eukaryota; Viridiplantae; Streptophyta; Magnoliopsida; Rosales; Rosaceae. The record is from RefSeq and is a predicted model, not a curated record. The transcript has a single exon. Bases 59 to 712 code for a protein of 217 amino acids.